This is a messenger RNA of Eublepharis macularius, 2731 nucleotides long. It is a transcript of the gene TGM4, whose product is annotated as transglutaminase 4. The record is from RefSeq and is a predicted model, not a curated record. NCBI's taxonomy places the organism in Eukaryota, Metazoa, Chordata, Lepidosauria, Squamata, Eublepharidae. The transcript is spliced from 14 exons. Gene Ontology annotation, biological process: peptide cross-linking. The coding region runs from base 76 to 2157 and encodes 693 amino acids. Gene Ontology annotation, molecular function: protein-glutamine gamma-glutamyltransferase activity.
CCUUCAGCAACACAUUCUCCAAGCCACUGUUACCUUUGCCAUUUGAACAGGAACAAAGCCCUGGAAGGACUGACCAUGAGUCAGGCAGCUGGAGGUCCUCUGAAGUCUGUUGGAGUUGAUUUCCUCAGAGAUCAGAAUACUCGUCUCCACCACACCAAUGAUUACACUAACUCAAGUCUGAUUGUGAGACGUGGGGAUGAAUUCCAGUUGAAGGUGACUUUUAGCAGAGAGCUGAAAGACCAGGAUAAAAUUACGCUGCAGCUCACUAUUGGUGAAAAUCCAAAGCAAUCGAGCGGGACUCUUUUAUCCUUAAAUGCAAGAUCAGGACAGGAGGUUAACCGCUGGCGUGCCACCAUCCGUCAAACAAACGGGAAGGAGUGCCUGGUCGUUGUGACCAGUCCAGCAGAUGCAAUUGUUGGAAAAUACCUUCUGAAUGUGAAAACUGGGCCUAAUAUCUAUCAGCCUGAGAAGAGAUGUAUUUAUGUUUUGUUCAACCCAUGGUGUAAAGCUGACUCUGUUUUCAUGCCUAAUGAUGAUGAACGAGCUGAGUACGUUCUCAAUGAUACCGGCUAUAUCUAUGUUGGAUCAACAAAAAAUAUAUACGGAAGACCUUGGAAUUUUGGGCAGUUUGAGGAAGAUGUCUUGGACUGCUGCAUGUACCUUCUGGACAAAAGCCAGCUCAAGCAGAGCGUGAGGAAGGAUCCUAUCAUCAUCUCCAGGAGCAUGUCUGCUUUGGUCAAUUCCAAUAAUGAAGCAGGAGUGCUUUUUGGGAACUGGUCAGGACGCUAUACUGGUGGUACUUCCCCUCUGGCCUGGACAGGAAGUGCCCCAAUUUUGCAGCAGUAUUACAAAACCAAAAAACCUGUCAAUUUUGGUCAGUGUUGGGUUUUCUCUGGAGUGCUUACUACAGUCAUGCGAAGUCUGGGGAUCCCAGCAAGAAGUAUAAGCAACUUUGCUUCCGCUCAUGAUACAGAGGAAAACCUAAAGGUUGACAUUUAUUUGAAUGAAAAGGGAGAAAAAAUGAAUGACUUAACAUCAGACUCUAUCUGGAACUUCCAUGUCUGGAAUGAUGCCUGGAUGAAAAGGCCAGACUUGCCCAAAGGCUUUGACGGCUGGCAGGCAAUUGAUGCCACACCUCAAGAACUGAGCCAAGGGAUUUAUCAGUGUGGACCCUGUCCUAUAAAUGCAAUCAGAAAGGGAGAGGUGUAUCUUCCUUAUGAUUCCAAGUUCGUGUUUGCUGAAGUGAAUGCAGACAGGGUCUUUUGGCUUGUAAAGAAUGUGGAUGGUGAAAACAAAUAUGUCAAGCUGCGUGAAGAAACCAAAGUGAUUGGGAAGAGCCUCAGCACCAAAGCAGUUGGGAAGAACACCCGCGAAGACAUCACGAUGCAGUACAAAUUCCCAGAAGAUUCUGCAGAGGAAAGGAAAGCUGUAGAAACCGCUUGCUCUUAUUUAAAUUCUACCAAUCUGGGUUGCUGUGAAAUCACACCUCCCCUCGAGCCACUUCAAGCUAACCUUCAGCUUGGGAUAGAAGGCGAAACUGCCUUGUGGCCAGGGAAUCCCAUUGAUCUGAAUAUCGUUGUAAAGAAUGGAUCUGCGGGCGCGUGGACUGUUGACCUUGCUGCCUCUUGUCAAAUGGAGUCCUACACUGGAAAAGUUGAGGCCAGCCUUGCGACCAUCAAGCAGACUGUCCAAACAGAAGGCAAGCCAGUUAUUCAGAUCCCUCUGAGAAUAGCACCUGAGACUUACAUAAAAGCACUGAUGGCAGUAGAAGAUGAGCUUCAGGUCAAGAUCAAUAUUAUUGCAGAGGUUCAAGAAACGGGUGAGAAGCUUACGGAAGAGCUGGCAUUAACUUUCCAAUACCCACCUCUCAGAGUGGAGAUGCCAGAAACUGCAAAGAUUAAUGAAGAUUUUAAAUGUGCAUUCAUUUUCAAGAAUACACUGUCCAUUCCCUUGGAAAACUGCAAAUUGCAUGUAGAAGGCUUGGGCAUCUUUAGGAUGGAAACAUUUGAUCAAGGGAAUGUAGCACCUGGCAACAUCUUUAAAUCCAAAAUCGUGUGUGCUCCGAGGAAAACAGGGAUGAAAAAGAUUGUGGCCAAACUCAACUCCACCCAAGUGAAAGGGAUAACUGUGGAAAAGAUUAUUACCAUCACUGAAUAGGAGCAGUCCCCCAAGCCAUCGCAUGGUGGCAGUCAGAGGCUACCUAUGAGCCUUAUUGACAGUGCGUGCAGCUUUGAUGAGGAACCAAAACAAGAGAGAUGCUAAGAGAAUUUAAGUGGCUUAAGGGUAUAGCUGUUUUGAUUCUAGCUAAUGGGGAUUUAAUAGAGAUUAUUCAAAUCUGCUCUUGCAUGUUUAUAGAUUUGGCAGCUUAGGAUAAGUAAGUCCAUGUUUUGUGGAAUUUGGAGUGGGCAUAAUAUCUCUGGCUUGGGAGGGGCGGUGAGCUGGCUCUGUUUUCUUUUGCAAACAAUUUCAGGCUUUGUGUGAGGCUAACAACAUUAGCUCCUCCUUGGCCUUUGGGUUGACGUAAUGGUGGCUUUACCAGCUGCUAAUUCUGCUAUUAGCAUUUGUGUUGACAACACACUGUUUAUUACAAUGCUGCAUGUAGCCUGCUUUAUUUCAUAGUGCAGGAAUAUGCAACCUUUGGUUCAUUAUGUUGUGAAGUUUACAUGGAGUAGUUUAUAUUUUUGUGAUUAUAAGUAUAAUUUAGACAUUAAAUGCAAAAUUGUAAAAGGAA